AUGCCUGAUGGAGCUGGCAGCAGUGUUGGUCAACCAACAUUACCCGAAGCAGGGCAACAACAUUUUGGUUUUCCUCCAUACCCACACCAUGGAAAACAACAAUAUCUUACACAAAUAGCAACAAAUAAAGAAGAUCAUGAACAACAUUUUGGCCAUACACAACCUCAUUUUAAAUUAUUUGGAAAGGAUAUUUAUGUCGGAGAUCAAGGUGUUUAUCUUGAAUAUUAA
This is a messenger RNA of Meloidogyne enterolobii, 228 nucleotides long. NCBI's taxonomy places the organism in Eukaryota, Metazoa, Nematoda, Chromadorea, Rhabditida, Meloidogynidae. The record is from the annotation of a GenBank genome assembly.